Molecule: messenger RNA, 1243 nt
Organism: Hordeum vulgare subsp. vulgare (domesticated barley)
Lineage: Eukaryota; Viridiplantae; Streptophyta; Magnoliopsida; Poales; Poaceae
Exons: 6
Coding region: 1-1065 (354 amino acids)
Source: RefSeq, a predicted model, not a curated record
AUGCAGUAUGCACCAUGCUGUACCAGCCAGCAGCUGCUCCAACCUGUGCCGCUCAAGUACAACUUGCAGCGUGGAACACGGCUGAUUUUACAGCACUCUACAGUAGAUGCCCGGCCCAUGCGAGCGAAGGGCCCGCCCGCCUCCCAGAAAGCCACAGCUUUGAUUUGGGCUGGCUUGCUUGACAAAAAGAAGGCGAUCGACUGUGUGGCCGUGGUUCCCUCCCCACCCCGCCCCACCAGCGGAGCCCGCCCGCCGCCACCCCGCGCUUCCUGUUGCCCCGCGGGCCCGGGUCGUCUAGUCUUUAUAAGGCCACUCAUUGCACGCAGCCCAAGCCCCGAGCACUCCUCGUCCGCACUGCGCGUAGAAGCAGGCCACGCCACCGAGCAGAAGCAGCAGACGGGUGCGACCGACCGGCGACCUCCAGGAAGGAAGGGAGCGAUGAGGGCGUCCGGCAUGGCUUGUGCAGCUUGGGGGGUUGUGAUACUGCUCGCGGUGCUUGCCUCCGUCCCACCCACCUCCGCCUCCACCUCCGUCGCACUCGCAUCCACCGCCGCCGACGACGCUGAUAAAGGUUGCAAUGCCACCGCGCUGGCCACCGAUAUCCUCAAGGCAUGCAUUGAGGUACGUGAUCCAAUGACCACAUCCUGCUGCUCCUUCAUUCUGCCGACGGUGGACAUGGUGGACUGUCUCUGCAUGGUGGUCGAUCAACCUCAGAUCGCUGAUUCCGGCACCACCUCAAGGACACUCUUUGCUCUUUAUCUGAGAUGUGGAGGCAAGAGACGUUCCGGAGACAAGCCCUAUGAGAGCUGUGACGACUUCUCUGGGAGUGGGAGCUCCACCCCAUCACCCGCCACUCCCUCUCCUCCUUCAGCCCCAAAGGAGACGAUCACUUUAACUCCAAACAAUGAGCACGCAAGUCACAUGAUUGAGAUAUCCACAUACACUGGCGUUUGGGUUACAGCACUCAUAACCUUCAUUGGCACGUGCAUCGGAGUGUACAAGUGGUUUAUCCGUGGCAAAAAAGACAGUCCGGAGAACAAUUUAGCGAACCAUCCGUCACCUUGAGGACAAAGACAGCAGAAGAAACCCGCAUCAAGAAAAAAUAUGAACCAAAGAUAAGGCCAUCGAGGGGAAGCCUGCUAUGUUAGUUUUAUCAGUACUUUUGUGCGUUGUGUUUAUCAACGAGUGUAAUAUGUACUUGUUCUUGUCUGACUUCCAUUUGAUAUGAGUGUUGAACUAUAAA